Prorocentrum cordatum is the source of this 1990-nucleotide messenger RNA. Lineage: Eukaryota; Dinophyceae; Prorocentrales; Prorocentraceae. The record is from the annotation of a GenBank genome assembly.
UAGGGUGGGAAGAGGGGGGGAGUCCACGAAGACCAUGUGAUCCAAGAAGAGGCGCGCGGGCAUCUUCGCGCGCACGGUCGUUUGGAAGGCCGCCAAGCUGAUCGCCACAGGAAUCGCACCGUCGGUCCUGCAUGGUGGGCGAGUCAGCGGCAUCUCGGACGACGCCCUCAAGGCUAUCCGUAUUCAGGCCGGUGUUGUGGUUGGCGUGAAAGCCACGGCGAGCCUCAUUCUGACGUUGGUGGUGCAAGAUAAUCCUCAGCUAUCCUGCAGCGGGCUUGGAUGUUUUAACCGUAGUCUACUCGAGAGCUCGCGAUGGAGCAAUGCAUUUGGCCCAAUUGCGGCCACGUGGCUUACCCUGCGCCGUAUUCAGUGGGACAUGACAUCGGCUCACGACUAACGAUGGCAGGCGCGCCACGUUCAGCGGCGCCACUCUGAGGCUAAUGGCGAGACGCUCUGGUACCGUGCCAUGCGCGCCGCCAUCAAGGGCAAAGUCGGCAUCAACGACCCUACGCAGAAGGGAGGCCUCAUAUGCGUACAGGGUGGAAGCAUGUGGCCCAGGGUUAGGCGCUUUGAGCGAGGGCUGGUGGCCAGCCCCGAGUGUGCCUGCUGCGGCGAUGCUCGCGAGACGUCGGGCCAUCGAUGGUACGACUGCGACGGCAUCAAGCAGCUGAACCCGGGUGAGCCCCCAGAGCAGGAGCCCAUUCUGGAGCAGUUGGCCAAGACGGGGAAGAUCUUGCGCAACAUGGGCAUGCAGUGCGCGGGCGAGCCGGACUGGGACACGCUGGAACUUGCAUAUGGUCUUCUCUUGGCGCUGACGAUUUCGGAGGCCCCGCCAUUGCCGGCGGCUCAGUGUUGGACAUGGGUCGAUUGCUCUGUCCCUUGGAAGGACACCGUGCACAUCGCAGGAGGCUCCAAGUUCAAUCGAGUGCCCGAGCUGAUGUACUGUAGCUGGUCCGUCGUCCAGCCCAGCGACGAAGGCAUCCCAGUGCGGGCGCAGUUUGGCAUUGUCACGGGGCACGCGCCUACCGUGCCACGGGCAGAACGCUGCGCUGCCCUCAGAGGCCUGCGGGCAGUGGAGCAGGUGGACCACGUGGUAACGAAUCAUGAGCCGUUGGCGGUGGAGGGAUGCCGAUGGAGCGAGGGGGAUGCAAGUGCCCGCGGCACCCACGCCGACAUUUGGCGUGCCAUGCGCCGCACGGUACAGCAGCGGAACUUCUCGCAGGAGGCCCCGAGAUUUGAUUGGGUCUCCUCGCGCAAGACGGCGGAGGAGGCCGAGCAGAUGGGCCUUAAGCUUGACCACUGGUUAGGCAAUGCAUGAGCGUACAAUUUCGCCACCAUCGCCGUCCGCUGCGCGAAGCCGAGCGCGUCGCUGGAGAGGCGUAUGGAGUACAAGUUGGACCUGGCCACAAAGACGGCCAAGUAUAUUGCCGGGGCCGCGUGCCGAGUCGAGCUGACGGCAGCUUGGGAGCCGCCGUAACCCGACCCUCGCGUGCAGCCAGGGCCCAAGGCAGCGCCCCGGCUCGUGGUAAUCGACCACGCGAACGUCGAGUGUGUGAAGGGGGGCAGCGGCGCGGACAAGACCAAGCUCGGGGUCUUGUGCCUGGACUGCAACCGGCGGGCCUUCACGGGCCACGCGAGGCGGAAGCUGGACGCGACCCCUUUCAAGCCCGCGCCCAUGACGAGGGCGCGAACGAGGCAGCUGGCUUUCGCCACAUCUACGGGCGACGCUCUCGCGCAGAUAAUUGAGAACCCGGCCAGUUUUGGCCUGGGCGCAAAGCACGACGCCGAGCUGGGGCCAACGAUCGUGGCUCUUGGACCGACUGCUGCCGUCGCGGACUCGUUGCGUCAAGAGUCAAGACGGCGUCGCGGACUCGGAGCGCCAGUUUGGCUCGCAGCCGAGCGAUGCGGCGGAUGGGCCAGCACACCGCUUUCAGACGAAUCGUGGAAAGCCCCCCCUGAGCGCCCUUAGGGGGGGGGGGGGGCCGGGACA